Ochlerotatus camptorhynchus is the source of this 1727-nucleotide messenger RNA. Its product is annotated as homeobox protein vnd-like. NCBI's taxonomy places the organism in Eukaryota, Metazoa, Arthropoda, Insecta, Diptera, Culicidae. Gene Ontology annotation, molecular function: DNA-binding transcription factor activity, RNA polymerase II-specific; RNA polymerase II cis-regulatory region sequence-specific DNA binding. Gene Ontology annotation, cellular component: nucleus. The coding region runs from base 291 to 1685 and encodes 464 amino acids. The record is from RefSeq and is a predicted model, not a curated record. Gene Ontology annotation, biological process: cell differentiation; regulation of transcription by RNA polymerase II. The transcript has 3 exons.
GGAUUCAGUUCCAGCCGUCUCUUCCCACAGAGCAAUUAGUCAGUCCAUCCAGUCAGUGGUUCCGGUACUCAUUUGAAUGCUUCCGAAUUUCAAGUGCCAAAAUAAACACUUACCCCUUCGGUCGUCGUUCUCGCGGAGGUUUGACUUAUCAAUUAGUGAUUUUUGUGAGUGCGAGAGCAAUCGAUUGAAUGAAUGAAUAGCUAAUCGAGAGGGUCCCCUCCAAACCGUUGUUGAGUUCAAGUGAUCCACUCUUCGGUGAGAACAACGGGAACCUCCUGGCCGGGGUAGAUAUGUGCAAUAGUAGUGCCUCCGCCUCCGGUGCCAGCGGUGGACAGAUCCCUACGGUGGUCGCUUCUGUAGCAGGAUAUGACGAAUACUACGACUCCAGCUGGCAGCUGAUUCCGCCGGACUAUGGAGCGACCGAGUACGACUACAAGUACGAGAUUCUGGAUAGCUUGAAAAUUCCCUCUGUCCAGCGGUCAGGAUUCCACAUCAGCGACAUCCUAGAACUGAGCAGUCACAGUACCCAAACGCCCAAGGGGUAUUCCCACCUACAGCAGGGCCCUCCUGGUAGUACGCCGCCUCCUUCCUCCGAUCAACAGUCAGCCCGAGGCGGAGGCCCGGGUACCAGCGAGUAUCCGUCCCAACAGGACCCAGACGAACAAUCUCAUCUAGCUCAGUACAACAGUUCCGGCGGUGGGUACAUCCCGCUACAAACGGUACCAGCCCCGCCGCCGGCCUACGGUGAUCUUCCGCCGUACUAUCCUCAUUCGCAUCAUUUGUUUACCGGUUCGUCCGGAAGUUUAUGCAGAACAUGGUAUUACGACAACGGUAGCGCCGAUUAUGUACCUGCAGUAAUUCAACAGAACAUUGAGAAUAACAUCAACCAACAAGUUAGUCCAGACAGUACUUCGCCGGUGGUGGAGCCCUCCUCGUACGUCACCAUAGGCAACUACAGUAACAUCCCGACGGCAGUCAUCGAAACCUCCGACCGGCUAGCCUUGGAUCACUCGUCUCAGGAAGGGGGACCACGUACAAUCGACAGCAACAAUAACACGUGCGAUGGGGAAUCCCUGGACGAUAGCAUCGAGGUUGGGAACUCCGGGGAUGACCGUGCCGGAAGUGACACCGGUGCGGGAGGUAAUGCGGGGGGUGGUGGUAAUCAGAAGAAACGGAAGCGAAGGAUUCUGUUCUCCAAAUCGCAAACCUACGAGCUGGAGAGACGGUUCAAGCAGACCCGGUACCUGUCGGCACCGGAGCGAGAACAUCUGGCCAGUAUGAUCCAUCUUACGCCGACGCAGGUAAAGAUUUGGUUCCAAAACCAUCGCUACAAGACGAAACGGGCUCAGAUUGAGAAGAGUUCGUCCAGUUUUGCGCACCAGAUUGGAAAUUCACCGAAACGGGUCAGUGUACCGGUGCUGGUGCGGGAUGGGAAGCCAUGUCUGGGGUCCAUGACGGGCAUGAUCGGGAAGACAGGAGGACAUGAUGGACAGCAGCAGCAGCAGCAGCAGCAGCAGCAGCAACAACAUCAGCACCAACAACAGCACUUCAUGUCAGGGGGUCUUCAUUCUUUGAUCGGCGUGACAGCGUCUGAACACGGCAGUAUCGGGAUCGGAUACCAACAGGGCGGGCAGGGUAUCAUGCAGAACCAUGGGGCUUCCGCUGGCGGUAGAUGGUGGCCUUGAGCUGGGUAGUUGGCAAUAUUUCAUGUGAUACAUUUGUGAAGA